This is a messenger RNA of Aspergillus affinis, 4059 nucleotides long. RefSeq lists its product as uncharacterized. The record is from RefSeq and is a predicted model, not a curated record. The transcript is spliced from 2 exons. The coding region runs from base 1 to 4059 and encodes 1352 amino acids. NCBI's taxonomy places the organism in Eukaryota, Fungi, Ascomycota, Eurotiomycetes, Eurotiales, Aspergillaceae.
AUGGCAUCGCCCAUAAAGUCCUGGAUUGCUCCUGUGAUUGAAAAUUGCCUUUCUGUGCGGUGGAAGGCCUCUGAGUUUGAAGACGAUGGAAGUAAUCUUCGUUUUCUCAACAUCCCUCAGCAACUCGUCUUGGUCAAUAGCUGGGCUACAGGCAAUAAAACAACCACCCUCAAUGUCACCGAUUUAUAUACCCAGAUCGAUGCGAUCCUUGGCAGAGACUCUCUAGAAACCUUCGAACGAGAAUAUCCCAAGCUCCAGCUCGACAAGGACAGGGCCAGAGGCAAAUACCUCAAAUUAAUGGAUUUCGAGGUGGUUUUCGAAUACUCCAUCUCUCAACCUAAGAUUCAUCUCUAUGUCACACGCUUUAAAGUCGCUUCCGAUAAACGCCCCUUUAAAGGACCACCGCAGGGCAGAGGUAUCAAAAGGAACCACCAGUCUCUACAACAAUUGAUGCGAACGCUUUCCGAUCAGAUCAAAUCCCGGGAGAGAAGCCGAAAUAGCCUGGCGAAUACGUCUUAUUUCAACGAGCCCCCUCAGACGCAAGCCAAUAGAGUUUCCCAUAUGAAUGAUACCCAGGACUUUCUAGCGUCCCAGGUUCAACCAACGUUCCAUCCCCCUAGGCCCUCAACCGACUCUAAAAACUCAGGGAAUGGUUCGACUUCCUCGGCUAAGCUUCUAGGACUUCUAGAAUCCAACUCCAUAACUACAGAUCGAGGGCUAGCGACAAGUCACCCGGUAGAAGCCAUCUCAGCAUCUGCCGGUCGUGCACGCUCGAUUGAAACCGAAAGAUUGGAGCAAGCUGGUGGCAACGAACGCCAGGAUGCUGCAAGUGAUGCUCGAGGUACAAGCAUGGAAAAUACACGCAAGUCUACGCCUACUCCUGUCUCUCAGUCGAUAGCUGUGGAUAAGAGCCCUGGUGCCGACAACGCGGCUCAACCCCAUACGGGUGAGCGUGAGCAGCCAAGUUCGCAACCUCGUAAACCAGAAGACGGCAAUAAACGCUCCGUGGAAGUCGCUGAGAGCGUAAAGGAUAAAAAUAAUUCAAAAUCAUCAUUAAGCGGAUCCCCUGAAAAGAAUUCGGCUAAUAAAAUAACCUCUGGUACAAGACGACCUCCUAAUCUUCAAGAAUCCAGAAACAAGAACCCGUGGGUGGGUAUGACAAGGAUUCACAGACGAGAUGUUACCAUACCAAAAGACCAAGCAGCCUUGUUUGAGCAGCAUACCUUGUGUUGGGUUCCCCCUGCUGUAGGAGAGAGAAUGCCCCAAGGCCAUGUGCCGCCAUCUCUUCUGAAUCAGUGGAACAAUAUCGCCUACCAACGAAGUCGGUUUUCAAAGGCGGAAGAUUGGAAAGCUGCUGUCACCCAAUCGAUCGAUCCGGUCGACUCACACGAGCCCUCGCCGGACAAUAGCAGCUCCGCAUCCGAGUCGGAUUCAGAUAGCGCAUAUUCAUGGGACGGCUCCCCGGAACGGAAUGUUCGCCCUCGGCAGCAAUUGCCAGCUGAUAGUAGUCCAGCGGAGCGAGGUCCCCCAAGGGUAGUAGUCGCGCAAGCACAUAGAAGCAAGGAAACCCUCCAGUCAAAGUCCGAAAAUCAACGCGAACAAGACCUGUCGCGUGACAAUCAAAACGCCCAAGGCCAUGGAAAGGCCAAUGGGGUAACCACUGCUACCGAGACACAGCCAGUGGAGAUCGAAGAUGCUGUCCAAGGUCGCGAUCCGAGUUCUGAUGAAGAGAGCGAGGAUUCAAUGAUGGAUACAUCCGUCCCUUGUCCACUCGGGGCUCCUGGCUCACAGCAAAAAUACUUUCACGGCCAGUCGGAUGUUGAAAUUACCAGUUCAGGGCCAUCCCUUCCUGCACAUCAAGAACAAAUACAGGUGGUGGAAACCCCUGCGGGCCAUUUUAAUCGCCUCCAGCCCGCGAAUGCGAAUAAGGACAAAGCCGGUCCAGUCACUUCCCCCGAACGCAUAACAACCCCCCAGGCCAAGUCGUCCUCUCAGUCGCGCAUUUUGAACACGUACGCCAGCAACCAACCCGGCACACAAGACACCCAGGGGUCUUCAAACCCUUCCCAGGGAAGUGGCUUCCAUGAAGUUGAUAUUAUGGCGACACAAUUAAGCAAUGGUAGCUGGCAGCCUCAGAAUGACGCCGUGUCUCCGCAACCGAGCAUGGCUGUGCCCAAUUCAACAUCCCAAUCAGACGGGUCGUCGAAACCGUUCUCAUCUCACAACGUAGUGAUUUCUUCUAUUCCGACCGGCGAAAAUGCAGAAAACGCAACAGAUAUCCUCAACCCUGCACAAGACCCACCCGUUGAGCAUGCAUCUAAAUUGCCACUGAAGCGCUUUGCAUCAGAGCUCGAUGUCGAAGAGCAGUCUCCAGCUAAGCGACACAGGGUAAUCAAGCAGGCCCGAGUGAUCAAAGAGCCAACACCCAACGUGAUCUUUCGUCGACAAAACUACAUUGGGGGCUCUAGCAACCUUGUGGAGGCACAAAGAGUCUAUGAAAAGUUUCGCAGUGACUAUCCACUUUAUGAGGGAGACUUUCCGCAUUUUACCGAGUUAUGCUUCAAACUGCGGGCCCUCCGAGCCGGGGGAAACCUGAAGAGAUCUUUCCUGUGGGAUGAUUUUGUCAUCCAACAUUUAGAGGAAUACCAACAGCACAUUGAGCAGACGCAGUUUCAGGACACCAAGUCACAAGACUACGAAACGUAUUUUACGUCUAAUUUCUCACGGCCGUCAUUCAAAAAGCGAAGUCUCACGGCGGAUAGGAUCGAAAUAGCUGCUUCUCAGUACAUGCCCGCGGGCCAAGCCGAUGCAGCAGCGAGCCAUACUAGGCCUCAGGCGGGCACUUCCUUUACAGGAAGUCUUGCGGACAAAUUCUCGAAUCUACACGCACAUUCGUUCGGACCUUCGACUCAAGAUCUGCAAUUUGAUACCGACGACGACAAGAUGUCGGUUGGAAUGUCCUCACCUACACCUUAUGAAAGGACCGCAUGGUACACGCCUAUCGAAAAUAUAUCAGAUCGCGAGGAUCGCGAGGAUAUUCAGACAUCAAAUCCUGAGGCUGCCGAACGCGAGCAAGAUACGGAGCGUGAUGUUGCUCAUGGCGCUGAAGGCGCUGGGGAUCCCGAGGUGAUUGAAGUCGAAAGCAAUUCAAAUGCCGAACAUCCUCGGGACGUUGAAAUGGCUGAGGUUGAAGUGACUACAGGCGCCAAAGACGGCCAUGAGGAAGGUGUCGCGGUCGAAAGCCUUGAAGAUGUUAGAAUCGUUGAAGCUAAGACGAGAAAGCCUGGCACGGGUGGAGAUGACCAGCCCGGCAAGGAUGUCGAGAUGGCCGAGGUAGCUGAUGUCGCUGAAGAAACCCGAAAUGUCGAAAAUGCUGCUGGUGCUGAGGUCGCCAACACGACCCAGGCUGUAGAGAUACAUCGCGAUACCGAGGAGUCUAAGGCCGUUGAACCAGCUGAGGCAGCUGAUGUCAGCCAAAAUGCCAAGAAUGACGAGGGCACUCAAGCCGUUGAAGACACUAGCGUCCCCGAAAACUCUCAGGAAAAGAAUGAUGGUGUCGAGAAUUCCGAGGUUGCUGAAGUUGCUGAGAUCAUUGAAGAUUCCGACGUGAUCCAGGAGACUCAGGAAUGCGAGAAUCCAGACGACUCUGACCAGGAAGAUGAUAUCAUGGAUGAGACGCAUGAGACGGCCAGUAUCGAACUUGGCGAUAGCGGACCUGCAACACCCUUGCAGGUUUCUAAGGCUCCUGGGGGGCUCAAAUUACAUGAGAUACCUGCCUCUGAUGUUGAAGCGGAGACCGAAGCGGAGGCCGAAGCGGAGGGUGAAAAUGACACCCAGCCUGUUACUGAAGCCAAGGCCAAAAGCAUUAAUGAGGGCUGGUUCCGAUCCCUUCGACACAUAUACCAACGACCACCGGGGCCGGUGUGGUCUGACGACUAUAACACACCUUUCAAAAAAUGGGCACGGGUCGACCAAAACGUGUUCAAGGAGCGUCAGCGUCGCGGAGGUGCGCAUAUCCCCGUGGACGAGAAGGGGGUGAUCCAACGGUUUAAAUCUUAG